AUGGCUGACGCUGCUACCGCGAAGGCCCCGGCGCCGAAGGUGUCCAAGCCAAUGCCUGCUUGGAAGAGAUACUACCUCAUCUUUUACAAUGCUGUGUCUGCACUUCUGUGGUCUGUCGUCUGGGGGAGAGUAGUCGGCGUGUAUGCCCUGCGCGGCUUAGGCGCCUAUACGCUCGUUCCGAGUGUGACGCUCGAGUUCACCAAAUGGACGCAAACACUGGCUGCGAUGGAGAUUCUUCACUCUCUACUGGGCAUUGUGCGCGCCCCCUUGUUCACAACCGCGAUGCAGGUUGGUAGCCGCUUCGGCAUUGUAUGGGUAGCCACCUACUUCUAUCCGACCGUCGCCUACAGCCCGUGGUACUCGUCGAUGCUGCUCGCCUGGAGCACGACCGAGGUCGUCCGCUACCUCUUCUUCGCGCUCACACUAGCCGACUACCAGCCCUACCCGAUCUUCUGGAUGCGCUACAGCGGCUUCUACAUCCUCUACCCUAUCGGCAUCUCUAGCGAGCUGGCCAUGAUGUACUUUGCGUUCCUGAAGGCCCGCGAGCAAGGCGACGACCUGAUUGCCAUUGGUCUCGUGGCGAUUGCUGUUGCUUACAUCCCUGGGAGCCCUAUAUUGUACAAUCACAUGCGCAAACAGCGAAAGAAGGUUAUGCGCAGCCAGAAGACUGAGUAA
This is a messenger RNA of Phaeoacremonium minimum UCRPA7, 675 nucleotides long. Its product is annotated as putative protein tyrosine phosphatase protein. The record is from RefSeq and is a predicted model, not a curated record. The transcript has 2 exons. The coding region runs from base 1 to 675 and encodes 224 amino acids. Gene Ontology annotation, cellular component: endoplasmic reticulum membrane. Gene Ontology annotation, molecular function: 3-hydroxyacyl-CoA dehydratase activity. NCBI's taxonomy places the organism in Eukaryota, Fungi, Ascomycota, Sordariomycetes, Togniniales, Togniniaceae. Gene Ontology annotation, biological process: fatty acid elongation; very long-chain fatty acid biosynthetic process; sphingolipid biosynthetic process.